CAGAGACAGAGAAUGAAAACGAAAAGGGGAAGCAGUUAACAUUUCAGGCACUGACGUGUUGGACAGUUGCUGCAUGUUGUAAUUUAUUAUGAUAUACACACAUCUUUAAGCCUGAAAGAAUCUUAAUCUGUGACAUUAGGAGCAUGCGCUGCUAUAAAGCGCUACCAAUAAAACGGCGAAGUGGUAAUACAAGAGCCUUUCUUUUAAAAGACAGCGGGCGAUGGAGCUUUGGGGACAGAUAGUUAGGUGUGCGAGAGAGUGAAAUACCAAAGGACAUAAUAAAGGCGUGCUAGCGACGUGUCAAUUUAAAUCAGCGUAGUGAAAGGCCGGUGUUCUUUCUGGAGGCUAGUCUUGUGUGAUUUGCAUUUCUGUUUGACGCGGCGCAGUUGUUCGACGAACAGUCACAGCAGACUCCACAGGAGAGCUUAUCGUGUAAAACGCCGGCGGCUGCUGCAGCGGCUGCUGCUGCUGCUGCUGUCAGUGCCUGUAGAUCGCCAGCCAGAAGCUCCCCGCCUCCUCAGCUACAACCACCACCACCUCUUUGUCCUCCUUCUAUUCCUGCUUCUCGCUACUCCUGUGCGGAGCGCUCUGGGGAUACACGCCUCACCCUGGUCUUCCUUCAGGCAUUAUACAGUAUUUUUAAAGGGAUAGUUGCACUUUCUGGGCCGAGAGGGUGUGAUUUUUUUUUUUGUUGUGCAUUCACUCUGCCCGCUAAAUUCACAGAGCCAUGGCCGGGCCAGAACAGGUUCAUGAACAGGUAGAUGACAGCACGGACCAAAUAGAUGAUGCGGAGCUGGCACUCCAAGGAAUCAACAUGCUGCUUAACAACGGCUUCCGAGAGAGCGACGAGCUCUUCAAGAAAUACAGAAAUCAUAGUCCACUGAUGAGUUUUGGAGCCAGUUUUGUCAGUUUCUUGAAUGCCAUGAUGACAUUUGAAGAAGAGAAAAUGCAAAUGGCAUGCGAGGAUCUGAAGACUACUGAAAAAUUAUGUGAAAGUGAUGAAGCUGGAGUCAUUGAAACAAUCAAGAAUAAAAUUAAAAAAAGUGUGGAUAGUCAGAAGACCGCUGUCUCAAUGAUUGAUCGACUUCAGAGACAAAUCAUUGUAGCAGACUGUCAAGUUUAUCUGGCUGUCCUGGCCUUUGUGAAACAGGAACUUUCAGCUUACAUCAAAGGAGGAUGGAUCUUGCGGAAGGCCUGGAAGAUUUAUAAUAAAUGUUACAGUGACAUUAAUGUACUGCAGGAAGCAUGUCAAAAGAAGAAUUCUCAGGAAUCACUGACGUCAGACAGGGCAAAUGACAAUGCCAUGGCAGCAGACUGUAUAUCAGUUGAAUCACUGAACCGACUUAAAGGCUCUGUGAGCUUUGGUUAUGGACUUUUUCACCUCUGUAUUUCUAUGGUGCCUCCCAACCUGCUUAAAAUAAUUAAUUUGCUGGGUUUUCCUGGAGACAGACUACAGGGACUGGCAUCGCUGAUGUAUGCAAGUGAAAGUAAGGACAUGAAGGCACCUCUAGCUACGUUAGCCCUUCUCUGGUAUCACACUGUGGUUCGACCGUUUUUUGCACUGGAUGGGACUGACACGCAAGCUGGAUUAACAGAAGCAAAGGAAAUCCUGGAAAAGAAAGAAGCGGUUUAUCCAGAUUCCUCACUUUUUAUGUUUUUCAAGGGAAGGGUUCAGAGAUUAGAGUGCCAAAUUAACAGUGCCUUGACUUCAUUUCAUAAUGCUUUGGAACUUGCCACAGAUCAAAGAGAAAUUCAACAUGUAUGCCUCUAUGAAAUCGGGUGGUGCAGCAUGAUAGAGCUGAAUUUCAAAGAUGCCUAUGAGUCUUUUGAACGACUGAAAAAUGAAUCAAGAUGGUCUCAGUGCUACUAUGCCUAUUUAACUGCAGUGUGCCAGGGAGCUGCAGGUGAUUUGGAAGGGGCAAAGAUUGUUUUUAAAGAGGUUCAGAAACUUUUCAAACGGAAGAACAAUCAGAUUGAACAAUUUUCUUUGAAAAAGGCAGAGAAGCUAAGAAAACAGUCUCCCACGAAGGAAUUAUGCAUUCUGGCUGCUAUUGAGGUGCUGUAUCUGUGGAAGGCACUUCCUAAUUGCUCAUCUUCCAAACUUCAGCACAUGAGCCAAGUUCUUCAAGAAGUGACUGACCCUUCAUAUGCUGGAUUAAAACACUUGUUACUUGGUGCCAUUCACAAAUGUUUGGGUAACUUCGAAGAUGCUAUCCAGUUCUUCCAGUUGGCAGCAAGAGAUGAGCUGGGUAGGCAAAACAAUUACUACAUUCAGCCAUACUCUUGUUAUGAACUUGGCUGCAUUCUUGUUGAAAAUCCAGAGACUACAGGGAGAGGACGAACAUUACUUCUACAAGCCAAGGAAGAAUUUGCUGGCUAUGAUUUUGAAAACCGACUGCAUGUUCGGAUUCAUGCAGCACUGGCAUCCAUAAAGGAGGUUGUCCCAAAAUGACAUCCCAGCUCUUCUGAAAAACACAUAGAACUCAAGAGUCUGCACUUUAUGAUGUGCGAAGCACUGAAAAUAAAUAAAAAUCCCGGCUUUAUUUAUGGAAGCCAUAAGUACAGAUGUACUUUAAAAUGUAUUCCUGUUGUUGGCAUCAAUUCUAGCUCAUAUAAUAACAGAAGCGUUUUAUCAAGAUGUCCUCAGCAUUUUGGACUGAGGAACUGUCAGAAAUUCCUUUCCACAAUAGUUUAUGAAGUGCCCUUGAUUAUGUUGAUCUGAUAAUCAUUUGCUUCAAUGUUUCUUUUAUUACUGUUUCUCUCUAAAUCAAAUAGGUUUAUGAAAAGCACAUAUUUAAUUAGUUAUUUGUGUUCAUCUGACAUUCAAGCAAUUAAUCUGUUAAAUUUGACAUUUUUAUCUCUUUAGCCAAAUAUAUUUUGCACUAAAGAAGAAAAAGAAGCUUUGUAUAUUUGUGUAACUCCUGAUGAGACAUCACCCUUAUCAUUUCAUUUGUGUUUAUUUAUUUAAAGGACAUAGACUCAUCGGCAAUACCUGACUCUUAAUCACCUAUGGCUGCCCUUAAAGGGGCUGCAAGGAUGUUUUCUUCAAACUAGGUGGACAUCAAAAAAUCAUAUAAAUUGUAUAGUUUAUCUACAAAAUGAAAAUCAUUUCAAAAUAACAGAAUUUUUUAGAGUCUUAAUAGAAUAGCGCUCUUAAACUGAAUUCAGGUUUGAAAAUGUCAGUUGCUGGAGUUUUUAAUAAUUAUUUAUUGAAAAUGAAAAUCCUUUUUACAGAAUGUGAAUCAAGUUGACUUGUUCCCCGCCUACUUGACUUAGUUUAUCAAUGUGUACUGAUAUUCUUUAUAUUUAUGGACAAUGAAGGCAUAACAUGCAUUUCUCUUUGGAUAUUUAGAAAUGUAGAAUGGAUUCUGAGAAAAAAUGGUGACCUUGAAGAGACAAGAAUGCCAUUUUGACAGGUUUCACUUCAGAAAAAGGCAAAAUCAGUAAUCCAUUUUGAAUACCUAAAGCCAAAAUACUUCAGGGUAGUGGUGGGCUUGUGUUUCAGAAGAGAUUACAGAUAUGUGUGAUCAAAAGAAGCAUUGGCCAUUAAAGUCAGGUUAGAAAAGUGCAAUACAAAAGGGUAAAUCUUAUCAAAUAUGCAGUUUUGCAAACCAGUUCACACAAAAUUGUGAAUUCGGACAUAAAUACUACCAUUUCAUAACACUUCACAGUAAAUCUGUUUUUGUUUGGAGCUAACUGGUGUGUAUCGUAGAUUUUAUAAAACAUCGCAAAUUAUUAAAUUCACUUAUUUGCGGGGUCAUAUGCACCAUUAAACCAAACAUACAUGUUCAUUCAUGUUCAUAUUUUGUAGCUUCACAUGAAACCUGGAAGAGCUAGUAGCUGUAAAUGAAUCACUUAUUUCAAGGUCGUGCAACCUAAAUGAAUAUAGGCUGUUAUACACAAGAUGUGGAUGUGUGAAUCCAAUAUGUUAAGUUUUGUUUGUUUAAUUUUUUUGUCUUACAUUGUUUACAGUUUUAUCUAAAGAAUGCCCACUGUCUGGGCGUUCUCUACUUUUAAUUUCAAAAUAGUAGAGUUAGAAAAUAAUGGUAUCUAGUUUUGGCUACAUACCUUUGCUGCUUCAGCAUGCUGUCAACACAUCCUUUAUAGGUCAUGAUCAAACAUAAUAUAUAUCCCAGGUAUCUAAUCUUUACAUUUUAAAGGUCUGAUUAUUGUGUGUAUUUAUCCAUCCAUCGUCGUACUUGUUUAAUCCAGUCCAUGGUCACAUGUUCCAGUGCCCAGUCCAACAGCACUUGGCACAAGGCCGAACAAAAACUGGAUGGGGUGCCAGUAGGAUGGACUCAUAGUUUCAAAUUCUGCCUUCCACACAGAGGGAUAUGUUGUUGAUCCCCAAGGGGACAUUCACUUGCUGAGGCUGCAACAUGGAACACACAUAGACAGUGUAUCUAACCAAAGUCACAAGAUAAUAAUGUUCAAAUAAGUGACAGUGUUUAAAUUUGUAACAGUGACUACUGCGACUAGGAGCCGGACUCAUACUCAGUUGUAAACAAUACUGUAUACUGUACUGUAUGUUCAUUUGUGAGGCAAUUCCGGGAUUGGCUUUGUAAUGAAAUUCAAGAAACAUUUAUUUUCAAUGUUUCGUCACCACUUUCACACAUUUUAUAACACAUCGUAAAGAGUAAAAGCAAUCUAUCCAUUUCAGAAGUACUGACAUUUUUACUCAUCAAGUGCAUUAUUGCCAAGAAACACUGUACAUUAAUGCAUUUCCUGGUACCAAUUCAAAUGGAAAUAAGAAUAAAAACAAAAAUCAGAUUUUAACUUUGAAUGCAAGCAAGUAAUUCUGUUCAUACUGUAUCAUGAUACUGUGUUAAUGUUAUAAAAGUGAAUGCAACAUUAUUUUUCAAUUAGGUAUUUUUAAUUUUUCGCUUGAAAAUGCAUUAGGAGCAGAGCCAGCUGCUGCUUGAUUAAAGGCUACGCACAUUUAUCCGUGUGUUCCAUGUAUCACAGUGCCGACCUAUCAUGCUUUAUUACUAGGACACUUUUAGGAAAUUAAUUACAUUUGUAAUGAGUUAGAGAUAUAAGGAGGACAUCAACAAUUGACCUUCUUAAUAAUAACCCAAUGAAAACAGAAAGGAAACUAAAAUGGCUACAAUAUGAGUCGUUCAGUAAAUAUUCUUUUAACUUUGUUUAUUCAUUUCGUUUUAGCAGUGUGUACUUGUUCUCAUUUUAGAGGAGAAGCUUCUCUUUAGCUCUUCUUUCAUGGCCACUAUAGGAUCAUUUAUUCAGGUUUAUAUAUACUAGCAGUAGGACAUCAAUACUUCGCCUUAGAUAAUGGCCAGACUCAUAAAUGCCCCGGAAUGUAGGUGCAGUGAAACACUAGUCAAUGAGUUGAAUUAUUCAGCAACUAGAAUUUAAGUCAUUAUCAUUAAACAAAAUAUGCCUUAUUGAAGCCAAAUAUGGGUGAUGGCUAUUGAUAGUGACAAGGUGGCUCCAAUGAAGAUAAGAGUUCAAACCUGUCAUCGAAUCACAGGUCAAACUGGUUUUAAUUCUCUCCAUUGAACAUAUAAUGUAGGCCUUCACUUCUAGGCUUGUCCAUACUUGGAUACUUACCAACAUUAUUUGCUGUGUUUUCUGCAAGUUGAAAACAAGUUAAAUUGAUGACAAAGUAAAGGUUAACUUUGUUUUGGAGGAGAAUGAUGUAAAUACUGUCAAUGAAAUAAUGAGGCUGGGUAAACUGAUAGCUUAAUCUGUAAAUCCCACCCAAAAUAGAGGCAGACCCAUUCCUAUAGUCUCAGUUCCAUUGAUUUUUUUAAGCUACGUACCUCAAGAACUUUUAGGCGCAGUAAUUUAAAUUUAUAUCGUAUAAGUGAUAUAUUUUAAACAAUGUAGUUUUUAUGGAAGAGCACAUGUUCCUAAUGCUCUCUGUUUUUCCUUUUCCAGAACAUUGACAAGUGAGUGGUUUGCACAUUUUACUAAGAUCUUUAACACUGAUUAAUUUAUCAAUAGUACUAUUUGAAAUAGAACUAUUCGAUUGGUCUGAGGUCAAUGCCUCUUUGUCCACCACUCCUUCAUGAAAGAAUCCAUCCCUUUGUAUUUUUACACAGGCCAAAAAGAAAUUUGCAGCACGUGGCAGGGCGUUUUUUUUUUAAAGGUGUGCUGCUAGGAUGCGAAAGAUUCAAAGUUGUUAUUGAUGUCUUUGCUAGUUAAAAACAGAUAGAUAUGUUAUUCCACUGGGCUUGGCUUUGAGGCAUAAUGCUUACAUCCAUGACAUCAUUUAACCGAUCUCCCCAUCAUUUUUAGAAUAGUUAACAUACCUUACAUUUUCGAGAAGCAAGGUUUUCCUAAGCUUUGUUGAGCAAUACGGGUGCAUCUUGAGUGGCAAUGGUCCCUCAGUGCAGUUGAACUCUGGUUCUGUUCCCAGUAAAGGUACGCAGUUUGCUUGCUUUCCUCUUGUUUGCAGGGUCUCAAACCAUUCUGUUAGGUCACUUGGGAGGGUUAGAUUGGUCGAGUGUCUUUUGACAGACUGGCAUCCCGUUUGGUGAUAGUUCCUGUGCUGUGCACCACAACCAUACUCUAGAAAAUGUGUCCUGAGAAGUGGAUAGGCAAAUUUCUAGAAACUGACUUUAACUUACCUUUUUUCACAUUAAGACAUUUCCCCCAUUAUAAAAAUAGUUUUAUUGAGUGUUUAGGGUACUUACAAUAUCUGGUUAUUUUUAUUAAAGAAGAAAUUUUAUGAACAGAUCUAUUGAACUUCUUUUUUCAAAUAUUGCACAUCAUUGGCCAUCUUUAUUUAUAGAAGUGCCACUUGCCCCAAAUGUUGUUAAUAAUGAUAUGACAGAGUGCUGAAAUUCAAACUGGGGAAAUUGCAUUUAGGACUGAAGCCAGAAAGCACUUGUCUACACAAAGAGUUGAGGGAGUCUGAAAUAAACUACCGAGACAUGUAGUCGAAAACUUCACAGCCUUCGAGAAGAAUCUGGAUGAGAUGUUGGGACAGCUUAGCUAUUAGCUAAACCAACAAACUUGAUGGACUGAAUGGUCUCAUCUUGUUUGUCAAAUUUCUUAUGUUCUUAUAUUCAAAAUCAUUUCACGUUGCUAAUUUUUUCUUAUUUUUCAAUAUCACGAUUUUCAAAAAUUUUGUUCUUUGUAAUAAUUUAGAGAUCAUCUUAAAAGAUUUAAGUGGAAGUGUUUUGUGUUACCUUGUUUCCAGUAUAAACCUGCAGGCACAAGACACCUCUCUGUAUUUGUUUUGGAAAACACUUUAUUUACAUUAAGAGCAAUAAUCAGGACAGUGUCCCCUUUGAGCAUCUGUAAUGCUACUUAAAAAAUUAAAUGAAUUAAUGUUUUGUAAUGGAAGAUAAGAUGGCAGGUGACCUACUGCUUAGCACUAAUAUAUUACAGUCCCAGUCAUUGUCUUUGUUGAGGUUCCAUGGUCUCUUAUGUCUCCCACCUCCCAAAGAUAAAUAUGAUUGUUUAAUUGUAAUCUCUAAAUUACCCAAAGUGAAUGACCCUGACCAGGAUGCUCAUGGCUGCUGUGAUCCUAUUGUUGGAUAAACAGGUUUUAAAAUCGAUGUUGCUGCCUCCCAGCUCCACGACUUUGCCUCUGUGUGCACCUCCUUACUGUACCCACAUAGGUACUCCAGUUUCCUCCGUCCAGGUGACUCUGAAUUGGUCCAGAUGUGAGUUUGUGUCCUGCGGUGGAGUGGCCACUCCUGCAUGAGUACUGCAGCAUUCUGUAAUGGACGAAGCGGGUUCAGCACAGUGGACGGAAGGAAGUCUCACUUCUAGGUAACUGCAGUAUAGGCAAUUUUUAAAUACCUCAGUUUACAUAAUCCAAAUGUCAAGUGAAUAACAGCAUAACAAAAUACAAGUAUUUAUAGCAGACAAUAAGGAAUUAUUUAAGACAGAACUUUAGUUAAAUAAGAGGUAGCCUGUUAAUUCUAAAGUUAGUAUUUUAUGAAAGUCUUCACUUCAGUAGUGGAUUCAGUAAUUUCCAGUGCAUGCCAUUUAUCAAUCAAUGUCUCUUUGAAGUUAAAUUUCACUGUAAACCUUUAUAAAAUAAUCACAGCGUAGAUUGUGUCCAAAACAUUUUAACUCUCUGGGAACAUAAAUAGAAUUGCAAGGCCCAAGGUUAGAAGAUGUGAAUGGAGUCACACCUUUGAUAAGUGUUGUACAAAAUCUACAAGUAACAAGGUAGAUCUGUCACGAGGUGGUGGUCCUCGUGUACUUGGAGGUGUGAUCAAGACAAUUCUGUACCUUGGCAGUGUGUUAAGGUGAGAUGUAGUCACUUUAGGAGCGAGCUGCUCGGUGAAAUGACAGAUGGUCUAGCCUUUACUCCUUGCUGAAAUGUAGAAGUGCACAGUUGUAUUUGUUGCCAAAUGCAGGGGCUAUUUAUGGUGAUUUUUAGUAGACAAUCUUUGAAUAAUCCUGAGUAAUGAACCCUUGUACAUUUUCUUGUAAAUUGAAUCAACUGUAUCAACGUGUGGAUGUGUUAGAUAUUUAAACAAUGAUGACUGUUAUAUCAUCAAUAUGUAGCUAUAAAACAAUAAUGUGUUGACUAAUUUUGUUUAAAAUAAAAUCAAAUUGCUUAAAUUUU
Polypterus senegalus (gray bichir) is the source of this 8551-nucleotide messenger RNA. RefSeq names its product tetratricopeptide repeat domain 39C (gene ttc39c). Gene Ontology annotation, molecular function: protein binding. The transcript has 14 exons. The record is from RefSeq and is a predicted model, not a curated record. Bases 728 to 2452 code for a protein of 574 amino acids. Lineage: Eukaryota; Metazoa; Chordata; Cladistia; Polypteriformes; Polypteridae. Gene Ontology annotation, biological process: otolith morphogenesis; cilium assembly.